Messenger RNA from Sycon ciliatum, 8287 nucleotides. Its product is annotated as serine/threonine-protein kinase mTOR-like. The record is from RefSeq and is a predicted model, not a curated record. The transcript has 54 exons. Gene Ontology annotation, molecular function: protein-containing complex binding; protein serine/threonine kinase activity; protein binding. The coding region runs from base 226 to 7689 and encodes 2487 amino acids. Lineage: Eukaryota; Metazoa; Porifera; Calcarea; Leucosolenida; Sycettidae. Gene Ontology annotation, biological process: TOR signaling; protein phosphorylation; negative regulation of macroautophagy. Gene Ontology annotation, cellular component: nucleus; TORC2 complex; TORC1 complex.
AUGUUUUUGCAGCAUCUUCUCCCACCGGAGUUGGCUUUUUCAUGCGAGGUUCCACUGGCCGGUAGCUGAUGGGGAAGGUGCCAGGCUUCAUGUGUUUACUGCCUUGUCUGGCAAGCAAAAGAGGUGACAUUAUGUAGUGGCGUUGGAGAUGUGAAGCUCUCGUUGCUUCUUUCCGCGGAGCUGAAUGAUUUCCACCCGCCUUUCCUCGUAUGCUGACCCGCUACGAUGAUAUCCCAGAUUGUAGCAGGACUAAAGCAUCGAAGCGACAAGGUUCGCCUGAAGACUGCCCAGCAGCUCCGCCAGUAUGUCACGACAGAAUUACGAGAAAUGUCGGCGGAGGACGCCAAUGCCUUCACCGAGGAGCUGAACAAAAAUGUCUUCGUUCUCAUUUCAUCAUCUUCCGAGGUGCAUGAAAAGAAAGGAGGCGUUUUGGCGAUUUUGGCGUUGAUCGGCCUUGACGAUGUCGGGAGUAACAACAAGUUCAAUCGGUUUACAACGUACAUGCGCUCUCUCCUACCCAGCAAUGACCCGGUUGUUAUGGAACUUGCAGCGAAAGUUGCUGGCCGGUUGGUUUCAUCCGGAGGAAGUUUAGCUGCGGAGUCUGUUGAGCAUGAAGUUCAUCGGGCGCUGGAAUGGCUAAGCGGUGAACGGGUGGAGGUCAAACGUCAUGCAGCUGUUCUUUUACUUCGCGAGCUAGCUGUAAAUGCACCUACAUUCUUCUUCCAGAAAGUGCAACCAUUCCUCGACCAUAUAUUCAAUGCAGUGCGAGACUCAAAGCAAAUUAUCCGGGAAAAUGCCAUCGCAGCUCUCAGAGCUUGCUUGGCGCUCAUGGCUCAACGUGAGACCAAGGAGACCCAACGACCAACAUGGUACUCGCAUUGCUAUGAGGAGGCUAUGAAAGGCUUGAAGGAUGCUUCUGGAUCGAAAGCUGCCAUCAAGGAUGAAGUUGCGCAUGGAUCUUUACUUGUCCUGAUGGAGCUGAUUCUCAACUCUGGAAAAUUGCAAGGCGAGGGCAAGGAGCUUGCGGCUGAGAUGUCGGACACACUAACGCCUCUUUCCUGUCUUGACUUCAAUGUAGAUGAAGCUCUGCCCCCACCUGUUUCUGCCAGCUUAGCGAAUGCGACACGUUAUAAUCAGCAAACUGGUUCAAGCUGGUUCCGAAAGCUGCGUACUUCACGUCGUUUAUCAUUGCUGUCACCUACCCUUCCGCCACCGCCACUCUCUCUACACGAGCUACCUGAAACCGUGCAAUGGCGGAACUCUGGUUCGUCCCUGAUGGCCAGUGAGCUCGCACAUGGACAGAGCAAGGUCUGCAGAGACUUCAUGAAGGAAAACUUUGAUGAGGUUUGCUACAUUGUCAUGAAGUUUCGAUCCAGCAAGAGUGUACUUGUUCAGCAAACUAUUCAUCAGCUCCUGCCCCGUCUAGCUGCUUUUGAUCGCACCAGAUUUGUCAAACGAUUUUUGGAUGAUGCAAUAAUGCAUCUGCUUGCCGCACUGAAAAAGGAAAGAGAGCGAGCUUGUGCAUUCCGAUCGCUUGGCCUUAUGGCGUAUGCAGUUCAAGAUCACAUCCGUCCGUACUUGGAUAACAUUGUAAAUGUUAUCCGCCAAGCACUACCGGCUUCGAAAGAUGUCAUGAAUGCUCAAAAGCGGCAUAAGGCAGCACAAGUCGUCGCUGAUCCGGCUGUCUUUUCGUGCAUCAGCAUGCUGGCACGUGCUGCUAGCAGUGUUCUCUUCAAUGAGAUGAAGCAGCUUUUGGAAAACAUGCUUGCAGUGGGUCUAAGUCCUGCUUUGACACGUUGUCUCCAUGUCAUGGCACAAGAAAUACCAAGGAUACGAAAAGAUAUUCAAGAGGGUCUCCUGAAGAUGCUGUCGCUAAUUCUAAUGAACAAGGCACUUAAAAGCUCCGCCUCAUCUGCAAAGAAUACAUCCAGUAAUUCUUCUUCUCUGUCAGGAGAUUCACCGGAUACCAGCAAUGUUGUGUUAGCAUUGCACACCCUUGGCUCCUUUGAUUUCAGCGGUCAUUCGCUCACUCAGUUCGUCCGUCACUGUGCCAACGUCUUCCUGGUCAGCGAGUACGUCUCUGUGAGGAUAGAAGCCGUGCGUACUUGUGCACGACUGCUCAUGCCUACCUUGACGUCUGGGUCAAGCUCCAAUGCACUGCAUGCAAUCAGUGGCCAAUAUGGUGUACCGGUUGUGUCAGAAGUGCUGGCAAAGCUGCUGACCGUUGGAAUCACUGAUUCAGAGUCUGAGAUAAGGCUUUGCGUCUUCUCCAAUCUCGACGAGCGCUUUGAUCACUUUCUGGCUCAGCAUGAGAACUUGGAUGCUCUGUUUGUGGCGUUAAACGACGAGGAGUUUGAAAUCCGCGAACUGGCUGUGUGCACCAUCGGGCGGCUGAGCAACCUCAACCCUGCUUUUAUCAUGCCAUCUCUGAGAAAGCUUCUCAUCCAGCUGCUGACAGAUUUGGAGUUCAGCGGGAAUGGUCGUAACAAGGAACAAGCAGCUCGGCUACUGAGUAACUUGAUAUCGAACACUCCGCGUUUGAUCAAACCGUACAUGAAGUCCAUUCUUGAUGCCUUGAUACCGAAACUCAAGGAAGCGGAUCCUAAUCCUGCCGUCACCAUCAACAUUCUGGCUGCAAUUGGAGAGCAAGCACAGGUGUCGGGCGUCACUAUGAAGCCGUACGUUGACGACCUUCUUCCUAUCAUUAUCAGCAUGCUCCAAGACAGUAUCUCGUCCGGAAAACGAGAGGUUGCCUUGUGGACUUUGGGUCAAGUUGUCGGCAGUACUGGCUGUAUCAGUGAGCCGUAUUGUCGAUAUCCCCAUCUUCUCGAAGUCCUGCUCAACAUUCUGAAGACCGAAACUGUGCAAACAAUUCGUAGAGAGAGUAUGCGAGUUCUUGGCUUACUUGGAGCCCUGGAUCCGUACAAGUACAAGAUUCUCAUCAGUGGUGUUGGACACAGUAGAUCAAGAGAUGUUCAGCAGAAAGACCAAGCGUAUGAGAAUGCGUCUGAGAUGCUUAUUACGAUUGCAAGUGGUCAGCUUGACGAUUUCUUCCCCAUAGUUGCUUUCUCAGCGCUGAUGAAAAUCCUCAAGGACAGCACACUAAAGGAGCAUCACAUUCUAUGCAUUCAUGCACUUGCAGCGAAUAUCCGUACGUUUGGUGCACUGUGCAUUCCAUUCCUCGGCCAUAUUAUUCCUCCUUACCUGAGUGUCAUUCACAGCUGCGAAGAAAGUCGUGAGCUUCUCUUUCAGCAGUUGUCUGUGCUGGCCACCAUUGUAAAGGGCAACAUUCAGCCAUACCUAAAAGACAUCUUCACGGUGAUCAAGGAGUUUUGGCAGGUCACACCAGACAGUUCUCGGCUACAGGAGAGUAUCAUCAAGCUUAUUACAGACAUUGCUAGCUCAGUUGGUAGCGAGUUCAAGGUCUAUGUUCCAUGGCUAAUGCCGCAGAUCCUCAAGAUUUGCAGCCACGACAAGAGUGCAAAUCGAGCCAUUACUGACAAGCUUCUAUUUGCCUUGACGAAGCUUGGUCCGACUCUUGACGACUACCUGUACCUGAUCGUACCUUCUAUUGUCAAACUGUUUGAAUCAUCGGAAAUGUCCAUGGAGAUACGCAAGAAAGCUUUGGAGACGCUCAACGCUCUCUUUCUUGUUGUUGAUUUGUCGGAAUUUGCUUCGUGUAUCAUCCACCCGAUUGUUCGCAUUCUCGAUGUUGCUGCUCUUCGUUCCCUGGCCAUGGCGACACUGUGCUCAAUGGUGCUUGUGCUUGGUCAGAAGUACACCUACUUCAUUCCACUUAUCAGUCGGGUGAUGCAGAAGAACAAAAUCCAGCAUCAGGAUUACGAUAGCCUGGUGAUGAGAGUAGUGCGUCGUGAGCCAUUGACCGACGACACAUCAGUCACGUGUUAUCGACGAACGAAAGUGUCUAUGAAGCCAGAGACAACUGAAGAUGCUUCAGACUCCAGUGUAAAAAAGCACAACGUCCAUUCAUUGAAUCUGCAAGUGGCAUGGGAAACUUCAUCCAGAGUGUCAAAGGAGGACUGGGCAGAGUGGCUGCGCCGUUUGAGUGUGGAGUUUCUGAAAGAGUCUUCAUCACCAUUCAUCCGCAAUUGUCGCACAGUUGCUGAUGCCUACAAUCCACUUGCAAAGGAUCUGUUUAAUGCUUCAUUUGUAUCCUGCUGGUUGGAGCUGGCUGAGCAACAGCAAGACGAAUUAGUGCAUGCAUUGGAGAUGGCACUUCAGACUCAAAGCUUGCCUGAGAUCACACAGACUUUGCUCAACCUGGCCGAGUUCAUGGAGCAUACAGACAAGGGCUCUCUACCACUGAACACUCAGCUGAUGGGUGAGUGUGCUAUGAAGGUCCGGGCCUAUGCUAAGGCGCUGCACUACAAGGAGGAAGAGUUCCACGCUGGACCAACCACGGCAACACUCGAGGCACUAAUCAGUAUCAACAACAAGUUGGGUCUAUCUGAAGCAGCAUCUGGUAUUCUUGACUAUGCCAAUAGACAUCACGGCACAGAUCUGCGUGUUCAAGAGACCUGGUACGAGAAGCUCCGUGAUUGGAACAGUGCGCUGGCACUGUAUGAAAUGCGCCAGGAAGAGGAUGAACACAAUUCCGAGUUGACUCUGGGCAGAAUGCGCUGCCUGGAAGCCAUGGGCGAAUGGCACCGUCUGUACAAUGUAGCCCGGGAGAAGUGGUCAAUCGCGUCUGAGGACAUGCAGCUGAAAAUGGCUCGCAUGGCAGCGUCGGCCUCUUGGGGUCUGAGCAACUGGACAUCAAUGGAUGAAUACACGUGUAUCAUUCCUGGAGAUACGUAUGACGGUGCCUUCUAUCGAUCUGUCAUUGCUGUUCACAACAACCACUUCGAUGUAGCACAGCAGUGUAUAGACACUGCUCGUGACAUCAUUGACAGUGAGCUCACAGCCAUGGUUGGCGAGAGUUACAACAGAGCAUACGGAGGCAUGGUGUGUGUGCAAAUGCUUUCAGAGCUUGAGGAAGUUGUCUGGUACAAACUCAACCCAGAAAGAAGCAGCGUUAUCAAACAGAUCUGGUGGGAUCGUUUGCAGGGCUGUGAGCGGAAUGUUGAGGAUUGGCAGCGCAUCUUGCGUAUCCGCUCUCUCGUUCUUGCUGAUGAGGACAACAUCGACACUCUGAUCAAGUUUGCUAGUCUUUGCAGGAAGAGUGGCCGGAUGGAGCUCUCACGGAAAACCCUGUGCCGGCUAUUGGGAGUAGAGCCAACAGCGCCCGAAAAGCCGUUGCUCAGUGCGCACCCACUUGUGGCGUUUGCCUUCAUCAAGCACAUGUGGGAAUCAGGCCAGCAGGCUGAUGCUUAUGCCCAGUUGGAUGCCUUUGUCUUAGCUUCUCAGAAGGUUGAUUCAAAUGCUCUUAUCAACGCAUCGGGCCUUGCCCGCCGGCCUGCAGUGUCACAAAGCCUUCUCUCAAAACUGUACAAGAAGUUGGGUGAUUGGCAGUCAUCUUUGCAUGGCUACAAUGAAGACACAAUCCCGCACAUCCUGACAUCUUACGAAAAAGCAACUCAGCUUGACAGGGAUUGCUACAAGGCUUGGCAUUCAUGGGCCAUGAUGAACUUUGAGGCUGUACUGCACUACAAGAAGCAAGCAAGCGGAGAGCCUUCCUCGUCUAGCAAACUUGCCACUGAAUGGAUACACAAGUACACUGUUCCUGCAGUCCAAGGUUUCUUCAGAUCUAUCUCCCUGUCUCAGGAGAAGGCUAUGAAUUCAUUGCAGGACACUCUCAGGCUGCUUACACUUUGGUUCGAAUAUGGUCAUUGGGCCGAUGUUCAUGAUUCUCUGGAAGAAGGAAUAAAGACCAUCCAGAUCGAUACAUGGCUUCAGGUGAUCCCCCAGCUUAUUGCUCGCAUUGACACGCCACGUCAUCUUGUCGGACGUUUGAUCCACCACCUGUUGAUGGACAUUGGCAAGCAUCAUCCGCAGGCGUUAAUCUACCCACUGACGGUUGCAUCAAAGUCUACAGUGAUGGCACGUCGCAAUGCCGCCAAUCUAGUUCUACAGAACAUGCGUGAGCACAGCAACACACUAGUCAGCCAAGCCAUUAUGGUGAGCGAGGAGCUAAUUCGUGUUGCCAUUCUUUGGCAUGAGCAGUGGCAUGAAGGCUUGGAAGAUGCUUCUCGGUUGUACUUUGGUGAACAGAAGAUUACACCUAUGUUUGAAGUCCUGGAUCCACUCCACGUCAUGGUGCAGAAAGGCGCCCAGACUCUGAAGGAGACUUCUUUCCAUCAGGCGUAUGGUCGAGACUUGCAGGAAGCAUAUGAAUGGGGUCGGCGCUACAAGAAGUAUGGAAACGAGAAAGAUCUUACUCAAGCUUGGGACUUGUACUAUCACAUCUUCCGUAGAAUUGCGAAACAGCUACCACAGCUUACAUCACUUGAAUUGCAGUAUGUGUCUCCCAAGUUACUAUCGUGCCGAGACCUUGAGCUGGCUGUGCCUGGUUCGUAUGAUGCAAACAAGCCCAUUGUGCGUAUCCAGAAGGUUGCUCCAGCGCUAAACGUGAUCACGUCAAAACAGAGACCACGGAAAUUAUCACUGUACGGCAGUGAUGGUGCAGAGUUCAUGUUUCUGCUGAAGGGACACGAGGAUCUGCGCCAGGAUGAGCGUGUCAUGCAGCUGUUUGGCCUAGUCAACACACUACUUGCCAACGACCCAGAGACAUUCAAGCGCCACCUGAGCAUCUUGCGAUACUCUGUGAUUCCACUGUCUACCAACUCUGGUCUGAUUGGCUGGGUGCCCCAUUGUGAUACACUACAUGCACUCAUACGAGACUAUCGAGAGAAGAGAAAAAUACUUCUGAAUGUUGAACACCGCCUUAUGGUUCGGAUGGCCCCAGAGUAUGACCACCUCACUGUACUGCAGAAGGUGGAAGUGUUCGAGCAUGCAAUCUCCCAUACAGAUGGUGAUGACUUGGCGAAAGUGCUUUGGCUGAAAAGUCCUAGCUCCGAGGUGUGGUUCGACCGCCGAACAAACUUUACUCGCUCCUUGGCUGUGAUGUCAAUGGUUGGAUACGUCUUGGGUCUCGGCGACCGGCAUCCUUCGAACUUGAUGUUGGAGAGGCUGUCGGGACGAAUCCUGCACAUUGACUUUGGCGAUUGCUUUGAGGUGGCGAUGACUCGUGAGAAGUAUCCAGAGAAAAUCCCGUUCCGCCUUACUCGUAUGCUUACGAAUGCCAUGGAGGUGACUGGCAUUGAGGGCAACUACCGCAUCACCUGUCACAGCAUUAUGCGUGUAUUGCGUGACAACAAGGACAGUGUCAUGGCCGUCCUCGAGGCGUUUGUCUACGACCCGCUGUUGAACUGGAGGCUAACCAUGGAAACCGCUGGUCCGAAGAAAGAGCCUCAAACCAGCACCAACAACAUCGAAGAAGAUGGUUCUGGAUUGCAACACAAUGACUCCAUGAUGCAUGUCUCGCAGCCAAGUAGAUCCUACAAAGUGUCAAGUGUCUCGUUUCAGAACAGUCAUGGACUUCAGCCGCCAGAGGUGAUGAAUAAGAAAGCCCUUGAAAUAACCAAGCGAGUACGUGACAAGCUCACUGGUCAUGACUUUGCUGAGUCUGACUAUUGUGACACUCGCACCCAGGUCAAUCUGCUCAUCAAGCAGGCCAUUGCUAAUGAGAACCUUUGCCAGUGCUACAUUGGAUGGUGUCCGUUCUGGUAGACUGGCCGCCUCGACUCUGCAUUGUAAAUAGCUGUUAUAUGUACAAACAAAUACUCUCCACCUACACCAAAGUGAACAUUAUUUUUUACUGUCUAAUUCGUCUUGAUGUCGUUGCCUGUACAAAGGAUUUGUCAAACAGCCAUGUUAGGGUGUGCAUCUUCAUUCUACUUUCGUUUUUUUCAAUCCCGGCCCAGAGAAAUACUUAGUGCAGGCAGGUCACAGUGAACCUGCUGAUUGCUCACACGUAACAUCUUGUUUGUACUUGAUGCUGAGUUUCACCAGCUCACUCUGCCCGUCUUCUGUUUGUCAGUGCUCUCCGCACGGAUUGCAUGCGGUCGGUAGUUUUUAGUACAUAUGCCUAUUGCAAGCUAUUUUAUAUGCACGCAUCUUCUAUUUUAGGAAAGUCUUCGGACUUGUUGACGGUUUGAGUAUCUUUGAAAGAUUUGUACACUAUGCAUUUAUGCUCCCGGUAUUGUCAUACUGAUAUAUUUCUUGUUGUUCGUCUUUUCUCUUUGGCUUCAUUAGUUGACGAUGCAGAGCCACAUUGAUGUUUUGACCUCAACUAUAACUACGUGACUAUGUCGUAUCAUAACUCCAA